Molecule: messenger RNA, 4032 nt
Organism: Dictyostelium discoideum AX4
Lineage: Eukaryota; Evosea; Eumycetozoa; Dictyosteliales; Dictyosteliaceae
Exons: 3
Coding region: 1-4032 (1343 amino acids)
Molecular function (GO): protein tyrosine phosphatase activity
Source: RefSeq, a predicted model, not a curated record
AUGAAUUUUUUUGAAAAGCAAAUUUAUAAUAAUAUAGUUUUAGUAAAUAGUCUUUUUUCAAGUAAUAAUAAUAAUAAUAAUAAUAAUAAUAAUAAUAAUAAUAAUAAUAAUAAUAAUAAUAAUAAUAAUAAUAAUAAUAAUAAUAAUAAUAGUAGUAGCAGCAGUGGCAAUAAUUAUAAUAAUACACCAAUUUUUAGUAGUAGAGAGAGUGAAUUACUUGAAAUUCCAUUAGGAUCAGUAUUAAAAUUUGAAAAGUUUCAAACCAAAAAAGAUAAAGUUAUAGAUAUCAUUUGUAAAGAUAUAAGACAAUAUAGAUUCUUUUUCACUCUAGAUAAUGUAAAUGUUGAAGAGAUUGAAUUAAAAUUUAAUAAAUAUUACCCAAUUUCAAUUGAAAAAUCAUAUGCAUUUUCAAAUAAUGAAAAGUUUUCAUAUGAUACAAAAGGAUGGUAUAUUUAUGAUGCUGAAAAAGAAUAUAAUAGAAUGGGAAUUUCAAAUUCAAUGAAAACAUGUCCAUGGGCAAUAAGUUUAAUAAAUUUAGAUUAUGGAUUUUGUGAAACUUAUCCAAAGAUAAUGGUUGUACCAAGUGGUUGUAAUGAUAAGGAGUUAUUGAAUAAGGUGGCAGCAUUUAGAACAAAUAAGAGGAUACCAACAUUGUCUUGGCGUCAUAGGAGUAAGAAUUCCGUGAUUAUAAGAUCAUCACAACCAAAGGUAGGAUUACAGAGAACACAUAGUAAAGAUGACGAGUAUUUGAUUAAUAUGUUUAGAAUUGCUGCAAAUCAAAUGAACCCAUUGGUAGUGGCAGAUGCAAGACCAAAGAUGAAUGCAGUUGCAAAUCAAGCUAAAGGCGCCGGUUAUGAGGAUAUUCAGCGAUACGAGAAUUGUAUUAUAGAAUUCUUAGGUAUUGAGAAUAUUCACACUAUGAAGGAAUCAUUUAAGAAAUUGCGUGAGGCUGUAUUUGGAAAUUACAAUAAUAUCAUCAAUAAUGUAAAUAUCAAUCAAAUGAUGAGCAUCGAUACAAAGCAAAAUGGCAAUGGCGCUAACAAUCACCACCACCAUAAUCACCACCAUGGAGCGAAUAUAAGCAUGGGUGUAGGCGUUGGUGGUAUUAAUUCAAAGAAUAAUUCAUAUCAGGAUCAUUUCUAUACAAAUCUUGAGAAUAGUAAAUGGUUUGAUCAUAUUUUACUAUUGAUUGAAUCAUCAACUAGAAUUGCGAGAUUAAUUGAAGAUGAGACAUCGGUAUUGGUGCAUUGCAGUGACGGUUGGGAUAGGACAUCACAGAUAUCGAGUUUGUCAAUGCUAUUAUUAGAUUCAUUUUAUAGAACUUUUGAAGGCUUCAUAAUAUUGAUUGAAAAGGAAUGGUUAUCAUUUGGUCAUAUGUUUUAUCAAAGAACUCAUGGUAAACAAAUCGAAGAGAGAUCACCCAUUUUCAUUCAAUUCAUUGAAUGUGUUUGGCAAAUCACUAAUCAAUUUCCACACCAUUUCGAAUUUAAUGAAAGAUUUUUAAUUAAAAUUUUAGAUGCACUCUAUAGUUGUCAAUAUGGUACUUUUUUAUAUGAUUGUGAAAAAGAAAGAUCAAAAGCAUUUAAUACUCCUUCAUUUUGGGCAUAUGCUGAAACCAAUCGUCAAUUAUUUAUUAAUCCAUUAUAUGUUUUACCAAAACAACAACAACAACAACAACAACAACAAACUUCCUCAUCAUCAUCGCAUUCAUCAUCAAAUAAUGUUAAUGGUAGUAGUAGUAGUGGUAGCAGUAGUAAAAGUUCAUUAAAAAGUUCAACAAUAUUUCCAAUUGCAGAUAUUAAAUUAAUUAAAUUUUGGGAAUCAUAUUAUUGUAGAAGUAAUUCAAUAUUUGGAUUCGAUAGAUUGGAUGCAUUGACAAGUUGGACAGUACAUAACCAAAAUACAAUAAAAUCAUUAAGAGAAGAGAAUGGAAAAUGUGAAAAAGAAAAGAAUAUCAGUAUUCAACGUUGUAAUGAUACCCUUUUAGAAAAUGAGAAAUUAUUCCUUCAAAUCGAACAAUUGAAUAAAGAAAUCUCAAUAAAAGAUCAAAUUUGUGAAAAUAGACAAAAUGAAUUAUUAUCACUUAGAAAAGAAAAAGAUUCUUUACUUCAACUUUUAGAAAAUAAUAAUAUAUUUUAUGAUGAACAACAACAACAACAACAACAACAACAUGAACAUGAACAUGAACAACAACAGGUACAACAGGAACAACAGGAACAACAAGAUCAGCAUGAACAAAAAGAAAAACAACAACAACAACAAGAAGAACAAGAAAAAGAGAAACAGAUAAAUGAAAGCAAUGAAGCUACCAAUAAAUCUAUAGGUAAUAAUGAUAAUACAAUGAUUGUUAAAGAGAAAACAGAGGAACAACAGGUGAAUCAAGAAACCAAUAUCAACCACAACAGCAUUAAUAGUAGUAAUAAUGAUAAUAAUAAUAAUAAUGAUAAUAAUAAUAGUAAUAAAAAUAAUACUGAUAAUAAUAGUGAAGAAGAUGAAGAAUUGGAAGAGAUCAAUCGUAAAUUAGAAUCAAUUGAAAUCGAUGAAACUACCAAUACUGUGUGUAAUUAUCUUAAUGAUAAUAGUAACAACUCAAGUAAUAAUUGUAAUGAUAAAGAAGAACAAGAACAAGAUAUUAGUGAUAACAAUAUUAUUUAUAAUAAUAAUAAUAAUAAUAAUAAUAAUAAUAAUAAUAAUAAUAAUAAUAAUAAUAAUAAUAAUAAUAAUAAUAAUAAUAAUAAUAAUAAUAAUAAUAAUAAUAAUAAUAAUAAUAAUAAUAAUAAUAAAGAUAAAGAAGCAUCAAGUUUAUUAGAUUAUAGUAUCAACUCAUUACAAAAUAGAAUUAGUUCAUUAGAAUUUGAAUUGGCGAAAAUUAAAGAUUUAAAUGAAAAGUUAUUAACAAAUGAGAAAUUAAAUCAUGAAAAUAUUCAAUGGUUAGCUGAACAAGUUAAUACUAAAGAUCAAACCAUUCAAGAAAAGGAUGAAUUGGUAAAAGAAAGAGAUGAAAUCAUCUUGGAUAAUGAAAAGAAUAUUAAAGAAAAAAUUAAUUAUAUCAUUGAACAAGAGAAAUCCUAUUAUAAUCUAAAACAACAAAUUGAAGAUUUCGUUGAACAAUUAAAUAAUGUUUCAAAUAUAAAUAAUAAUAAUAAUAAUAAUGUAAAUAAAUCACCUGUAAAUAGUAACAAUAAUAAUAGUAAUAAUAAUAAUAUUAAUAGUAAUAACUCCAUACCACCUGGAAAUAAUAAUAAUAAUAACAAUAAUACAAAUGCAACCUCAUCUCCAUCUUCAAAUACAAUUUCUUCACUCUUUAAGAAAGGAGCUUUCUUUGGUGGACUUAGAGGUACAAUAGAUGUUCAAGUUUCCUCUUCUUCCCCUACUACUACUAAUAAUAAUAAUAAUAAUAAUAAUAAUAAUAAUAAUAAUAAUAAUAAUAAUAAUAAUAAUAAUAAUAAUAAUAAUAAUAAUAAUAAUAAUGAAAAUAAUAAUAAUAAUAUAAAUAAUAAUAAUAUUAAUAAUAAUAUAAAUAAUGCUACACCAACAUCAAUACCAUCACCACCACCUAGUAAUGGUAACAGUAAUAAAACUAAAUCGAAAUCAUCAUCUGCAAUGGCACUAUCAAUGACAUCAAAUAAAAAAUUUGAGAUAAUUGAUGACUAUGUAGAUAAUGAUAAUAAUAACAAUAAUAUAACUGGUACAAAUAAUGGUGGGUCUAUUGUAACAGAUGGACAACCUAAUAGUAUUGGCACAACUAAUGGUGGUGGUGGUGGUGGUUCAACUCCAACUACACAUAUCUCAAUUAAAUGUACUGGCUGCUUUAAAGAGAUUGCAAAUAAUUCACCCUACUAUAGAGGUAAAAAAGAUAGAAUACAUUGUGAAUUCUGUGAAAAAGAUUAUCAAUCAAUAAAACAAAGACAUAGAAGAUGUACAACUUGUGAUAAAUCAUUGGAUAAAAAUUCUAAAGUCAUCGAUGGUAAUAGAUAUUGUUCAGUUUGUAUUUACAAAAUCAUUGAAGGUAUUGAUGAUUUAGGUUUUUAA